Gekko japonicus is the source of this 1990-nucleotide messenger RNA. It is a transcript of the gene SPRY4, whose product is annotated as sprouty RTK signaling antagonist 4. The record is from RefSeq and is a predicted model, not a curated record. Lineage: Eukaryota; Metazoa; Chordata; Lepidosauria; Squamata; Gekkonidae. The coding region runs from base 213 to 1103 and encodes 296 amino acids. Gene Ontology annotation, biological process: negative regulation of Ras protein signal transduction; animal organ development; multicellular organism development. The transcript is spliced from 2 exons. Gene Ontology annotation, cellular component: cytosol; membrane.
GACGGCUGCUGCUGCUGACAGCGCAGCACUUGUAGGUCGUUCGCUGAGAGAAACGAGGGCUGUUUCGUGCCAAUCCCCGGCCCCCCUUGCAGGUAUAGCUGGUGAUCUGUCUCGGAUUUAGGAUUAACUCGCCUUUUGAGAGAUGAUCUUGGCUGGAUUAUUUAAAGACACUUAAAAGCAGGGUUCCCCAGUGCUGAAGAACAGCUGGAGCGAUGGAGCCUCGAAUGCCUCACAGCAUUACUGUGGCUCCCAAUUCCACCAUGGUACAGCCACUCCUGGACAGUCGUAUCCCCUACGGCAGAUUGCAGCAUCCUCUGACCAUCCUGCCCAUUGACCAAAUGAAGACCACACACAUUGAGAAUGACUACAUUGACAACCCCACUCUGGCCCAGCUGGCUGCUCAGAAAUAUCCCAGGGGCCACCACGAAACCACUCACCCGCCGAGGUGUGAGCAAGACAUCACUCACCCAUGGAUUUCUUUCAGCGGGCGACCCAGCUCCAUCAGCAGCAGCAGCAGCACAUCUUCAGAUCAAAGGCUUUUGGAUCACAUGGUGCCAGCACCGGUGGCCGACCAGUCCUCCCCAAGAGCUGUCCGGAUACAGCCCAAAGUGAUUAACUGCAAGCCCCUCGACCUCAAGGGGCCCACGUCUCUGGAGUUGGACAAGCACUUUUUACUGUGCGAAGCCUGUGGGAAAUGCAAGUGCAAGGAAUGUGCCCUGCCAAGGACUUUGCCCUCCUGCUGGGUCUGCAACCAAGAGUGCCUCUGUUCCGCUCAGAACCUGGUCAAUUACUCGACCUGCAUGUGUCUGGUGAAGGGCAUCUUCUACCACUGCACCAAUGAGGAUGAUGAAGGUUCCUGUGCGGACCACCCCUGCUCCUGCUCUCACUCAAACUGCUGCGCCCGGUGGUCUUUCAUGAGCGCGCUCUCCCUGGUUCUGCCAUGUCUGCUGUGCUACCUGCCUGCUACUGGUUGUGUGAAACUGUCACAGCGAUGCUAUGACCAAGUGAGUCGGCCUGGAUGUCGGUGUAAAAACACGAACAGUGUGAUCUGCAAAACGUCCCCUGAAGGGAAAGUUGGCAGCAAACCAGAGAAGCCAUUUUGAUUUCCAGGGAGAGGGGUGGGGGUGGGACGUGUAGAAAAACUGCAGGAAGGAGUUUCAUAACCUGUGUUGCUCAUAGAACGUGUGUCAGCCUUUUGCGUUCAACAAAGAAAGGGGAAAAAAGACACCUCUUUCCUGGACCCAAAGCACUUUGAAUAAUUCAGGGCUGUGGAAGUGGAGUGCGGAAGGCGGCUUCUUAAUUAUUUGCAGAGCAAAGGCAGAAACUGACCACACAGAACAGCUUGGCUUCUUUCUCUUUCUGACUUCUAGUGCUGGCUGUUUGCUAAGUUGACAGACUACAAUAACAUUUAACAGAUAGGUUUGGUAGGUACAUCUGGAGCUGCAGCAGGAUUCCUAUUUCUCGAACGCUGUCCAGUUCAGAACAGGGAGCUUUCCCCCAUCUAACUUUUAUUUAUUACCUGGAGGCUGUUAUCAGUAAAACGCUCAACUUUCUCAGCACUUCAAGAGGAGCAGUUGUCUGCUAUCUCCUCCCUGCUGUCUCCUCUCUUUUCAUAUACAAAAGUGGCUGUCUAAAAAACCCCAGUAGUAUUUUUGAUUAACGGUCCCUUUCAGCUCUGUCUUGAGCAGAGAUUGGUAGGAUGGAGACACCAGCUGAGGAAGCUCUUCUGCUGAUUGCUACAAAUCAAGCCACAGUUCUAGGCAUAUCUGGUUGAAAGCUGGCAGUCCUACCCCCCUUUUCAUUUAAACCCACCUUAUUCGUUGUUAAUUUGAAAGCAUGAGGCAGCAGGGAGUGGGAAUUGCAUGCUUUGCUCUUAACAUCCACACCUCCAGCUUAAUGUCUUCCUAGAACUUUACAUGCAUUUGGCUCUGUGUGCAUAAAGCAUUCUGUGCAGUUCUGGAUCAUGCAGAGACUUCUAUGCACACAUGGU